AUGUUGGCUUCGGAGCACGAUCUUCUGGAUGAUUCGGUUUUUGAACCUCUGUUGCGAUUGAGCUUUUCGGGAGCUGUCACCUCGGCUCAUGCGUCACCACCAUGCCGGGAGUACUCCAGGUGCAAGCUUAUCCGGCCUGGUCCGAAACCUUUGCGCACCCCAGAACAUUUGGCAGGGAUUCCAGGUCUGUCCUCUUCGGAACAAGAGCGGGUGGACGCCAGCCGGACUUUGAUGGAGCGGGCAGUCGAGCUUCUGCACGCCACCUACAAGGCUGGUGGGCAUUUUAGCCUUGAAAAUCCAGCAAACAGCAUGCUUUGGCUGGAAGAAGCAGUCCGCAUUCUGCUUCAGAAGGCCAAUGCCGAUGUGCUUGUGGUAGCGGCUUGCGCUUACGGUUGGGAUAUCUCGAAACGCUGGGCUUUCGCUACCUCUUUUCGGGAUAUGCAGAGAUUGGCCAAGGAUUGUUCACAUGCUGAGGGCUCUCAUCGUCCUGUUGCUGGGGUUCGGGAUGAGUCCGGAGGUUAUGCCUCUCAACAGACAUCUGAGUUCCCCGCGAAGCUCGCGGAGGCGUAUGUAUCGGCCGCUCUCCCACUGUUUUCGACAUGCGAAAAUCCUUUGGAUGUACAACUGUCUCAGCUAUAUCAGCUAAUUCCUGCUAAAGGUCGCUUCGACAUGCCUUUUGCACAUCAAGAUGGAGCUGGCAUCUACUCAGUCCCCGACUGGUCUUUCCCCCCUAAUGGGACUGUUGACAGACUUCAGCAGGUCAGGCAUGCUCUGACGCAGAAGCUUUUUGAGUUGAAGGCCCCGAUUCGCUUGCGCGAACAUGUCCAGGCCAAGUCGGAUUCUCCAUUGUUCUCGGAGGGCGAGAUUGAAAGCUUUCGGGCCAUCUUUUCAGAGUUUUUGGUGGCCACGACGGGCCGUCCGGUGGACUGGUCGGUUCAACCUUUUCAGCCGUACACUCUCAAUGCACUUCAGCAACUGUCAGAGGCCUUGGAAGAUCCCGACGACACUUUGUUUGCUUGCCUCCAAUCGGGCGCUCCUACUGGUUACUUCAAGGACAUCCCGAGGAGCGGGGUGUUUGUUCCGGCGCCGGAGGUGUCUACUUCGGAGGAGCAACCUCUGCUGGAGUGCCAAGAGAAUUGGAAAGGAGCUCGUGAGAAUCCAGAAACUCUGGAAUCCUUGAUACAAGAAGAACUGGAUAACGGCUACUUGGAGGAGGUAACUCUUGAGGAGGCUCGCUCCAGGUGGCCAGAGGUUGCCGUUGGGAAACUCAACGUUGUGAUCGUGCCGGACAAGAAUCCUCGCUUGACGGUCGAUGAAACAAUUUCUGGCGUGAACCCGGCUUGCCACAUUCCGGAACGUUACAACUUGCCGGGCCUGGGCGACUUGCAAUCCAGCUAUCCUCUUCGAGGACAGAAAUUACGCGGCCUACUGAAUCCCCUGCUGGUGACGGGCCGAGUGGAGCUGAAGCUGAUCCAACAAGCUUUGGGCCUUCUUCAAUGGAUCACGCAACUUCACAAGGAGCUUCGUCCUUGGCUUUCGUCUUUGUACGAUGACAUUUCGCGGCCGCCGGGGACGUCCUUUUCCAUUGAGCCAUCUCGGUGGGGAUCGUUGGCUCCUUGCUUGUCAGAUGCGAUGGUUUUCAUCUCCACUCCAGCUGGCACGGCUAUCCCCGUGGGCUCUAAGCUGCUGAGUGCUCGGCACAUCGAACUGUGGAAGAAAUCGGAUUUGGCCAAAGUUCCGCUCACCUCCAAGCGGGUAUGGAUGAGGAUUGCGGAUCCUCAAUCUCGCUUUCGGCGCUUAUCUGUGCUGAGCAGGCGGGCGAAUGAGAAUCUGCGUACCAUCGUUCUGCGACAAUUCUGGUGGGAUGGUGUCAGCCCUUUGCCUGCACCAUGGAAUCCAGAGUUCAGAUACCGCUUCACAGUCGCGGAUUUCUUCGAUCUACGUCAUGAUGUGCGGCUUUUCCCAGCCGAUGCCAAGCUGCUUUGGAAGCUGCCGCGUUGA
Symbiodinium sp. CCMP2592 is the source of this 2001-nucleotide messenger RNA. The record is from the annotation of a GenBank genome assembly. NCBI's taxonomy places the organism in Eukaryota, Dinophyceae, Suessiales, Symbiodiniaceae.